Molecule: messenger RNA, 1693 nt
Organism: Paramuricea clavata
Lineage: Eukaryota; Metazoa; Cnidaria; Anthozoa; Malacalcyonacea; Plexauridae
Source: the annotation of a GenBank genome assembly
AUGCGUGAUCAAGUGUCAAAACUAAAAGAGAGUAUCACCAUCGGUAUUGUAAAUAAUAAGUAUGAUACAUGUGAUUCACAUGAAACCGUAGCCAGUUAUGACUUAAAAGAAAUUAUUUCAAUUAUGCCUCGAAUUAUAUUUGCCCAUCCAGAGUCUCUGGUUAGUGACAAGAGAGCGUUGAAGCUUCUGAAAGCGAAGAAAUGCCAAACAUGUGUGUCUGCUAUUGUGGUUGAUGAGGCUCAUCUAGUUAUUGAUUGGUAAGUUACAAUAAUUUUAAAAAUUGGUGGGAAAAAAUUAUCCUUAUUUGUUAAUGUACAAGUCAAAUCCAACUGCGAUCAUGCAACCUCUGGGAAUUUGACUUUUGAAAAAAAAUAAGUAGUCAAAUGCCCACCUGAACAGGCAGGCACCAUAGUCAAAUGCCCUGCUAUAGGGAUAGCCCUGAUUCUGGAAUUUUGGCUAAAUGUUAUAUUUAAUACAAUAUCAAAGAUAUAUUUGUUUAUAUUAUAUUAAAUAUAUAAAACCUGAGAACCUGAAACACAAUAUUAAAAAGAACGAAAAAUAGGUCAGUCAGUUCUUUUUGUUCAACUGGGCGUAUUGAUAUCAUAUAAUCUAUUCUAUGAUUGAUAUUUGUGGUUCAGUAGCAAUUUAUAAUUUUUUAAUUUAUCGAAAAGACGAAAGAGCUAUAGUGUACAUAUAUUUUAAGGAAAAACUGCUGAGCAAGUUGUUAACAAUUGGUCAAAUACAAGGCUGGCGAGAGGGGGGUAGGGGGCACGGGGGUCAUCAGUGUGAGAGUUGAUGGAUGGGGGGACCGUGGUUGCUCUCACUGCCCUUGCUCAAAUGCCUGACCAGGUACUGAGGUAAUCUUAAGUCAAAUGCCCUGGGGGGAGGGGGGAUGAUCACAGUUUAAUUUGACAAGUACAUAACAUAUCUACCGGUUUUAUUUUAAUGAUCCAACUAAAUUGUCCACUGUCACUUGGACAAUUUGUUUAAAGAUUAGUUGCUAUUGGUUGAAAAUACAUGUGUAGGUGAUAAACAAGGACCACAUUUUUGCUUAUAUAAACCAGUAAUAAUAUUGACAAAUAAAAAUUAUAAAUCCAAAUUAUUACUCCAGACUAUUACCUAUGGUUAUAUAAUGCACAAGUUUAAAUUAGGGAUCUAUUACUGUACCAGUGCAAGAUGAAAAAUUAAUAUAUCAUUUUUAUACACAUUUUUUAGGGAGAAAUUUAGACCAGCAUAUGGUAAACUUGGGAUAUUGGCAAAUAUAUUCCCACAUACUCCUAUUGUUGCAAUGACUGCAACUGCCACUUAUGAUAUGCAAUGUAAAAUAAUUGAAUCCCUUGGUAUGAACUGUCCACAAAUUGUCAAAACUAAUCCUGACCGACCAAAUAUUUAUUUUUCUUGCAAAAAAAGAGGCAAUUCAGCGGAAGAAAAAUUGGCUCCCAUUUUAGAUAAUCUUGUUGCAGAAUUGGACUCCCUUGGGUUGAAUACACCAUUCACCCUGGUAUAUGGUACCCUUGAAGUAGUGUCUGAAUGCUUCCUCUAUGUAAGCAGUAAGCUUGGAAAAAACAGUAUUAUCCUCCUGGGUCACAGUGCAUUUCUGCUAACAGACUUUUUGACCAAUAUCAUGCCCAUGUUCCUGAACAUAAAAGACAUGACAUUGUGGAUGGACUCCUAUCAGGUAACUCUGUCUUGA